GAUUUUGGGAGGGUUUAUGUUAUUUUCUUUCUGCCUCCGCCUCCACCGCCUAAGAGAACUCACCGCCACCAGCUCCUCCGCCGGCAACUGUUUCACUUGGGAAACGAAUUCAGCUUUUUAGGAACGCUUUGAGAAUAGUAAUUUAGGGUUUUAGAUUUGGCGAUGGGGAAGAAGAGGAAGAAUCGGGAGGCGAGUAAGAAGACCAAGGGUCCUCGACUGCCUAAUGCCCUGCGGAAGGAAAUCGAGGCGCUUAACCCUACGGCUCAACCUUCUUCUGAUGAUGAAGAAAACAACAGUAACUUAAAUGAAGGGAUUGCCAUUGCCGAUGACGUUUAUGAAUAUGAAGAAGGGGUUCCUGAGGAAGAAUCCAGGAAGAACAGACGUUACGAUACAGUCAAGAACUACGAAUACGAACCCAAUGAACGUGGCAUGGUUGUUAAUUCUCUUCCAUUGAACUUCAUUUGUUGCCUGCUUGUCGGAUGAUAUGCUUUUAGGAGUGUUAACUUUUUUGGAUUUGUGAUUGUUUAGGAUGAAGAGGUAGCCUCAGAUGAAGACAAUGAUGGAGGAGAUGAUGAUGAUGAUGAUGAUGACGACGACGACGAGGACGGAAGGCAGUCAAGGAUGCUGCGAAACAUUACUGGAUUGCCUGCUGAUGCUUUUAAUGGUAAGAGUAGGAAAAAUGAUUUUAUCAUUUCUGAGGCAUAUCCGGAAUCGGAAUUCAAUCCAAGUCGGGAUGUACUGGAGGGUGAUGGACGCAUCAGCAUAGAAGACCUUUUGGAUCCACUUCGUGAGACAUCCAAUUACAGUAAACUUAGGAGGGAUGUCGCUCGAAUGGAAAGAAAGCCGUCCUCCCUUCUACCACCUCUCCCUAAACCAGAUCAACAGAAAGUAGAAAGGGCUGUAGCCUAUCAAGAUACCAAAAGGCAUAUUACUAACUGGGAACCUGUAGUCAAGAGGAACAGAGAAGCGCCUACUAUUUACUUUGAUGAAGACACGGAUAUUGGGUUCUCCACUGUGGGAGCCAUAGCUUCUGAGUUUGAGCCGAGGAGUGAUUUCGAGAGGAAAAUGGCAUCGUUGCUUAAUCAUAAUGAAAUUGUUGAAGCUCACAAAAAUGACGGUGCCAAACUUCUUGAACUAAACAAGAUAUCAGUUGAUGAAGUAAGGGAUCAGCAAAAUCGACUUGCAAAACUGCGUAGUCUUCUCUUUCGCCAUGAAAUGAAAUCAAAACGGAUAAGAAAGAUAAAGUCUAAGACAUACCAUCGCAUGUUAAAGAGAGAUAAACUGAAAGCAACGGCUUCAGCUAUGGAGAUGGACCCAGAUGCUGCUAAAGAACUUGCAAUGAAACAGGAAUUCAAGAGAGCAGAGGAGCGCAUGCGUCUGAUACACAAGAACAACUCGAAAUGGGCUAAACGCAUUAUGAAGCGCGGUUUAGAUGUCCAGGAUGAAGGGACUCGAGCUGCUAUAUCUGAACAACUCCAUCAGCAUGCCAUUUUGACCAGGAAAAUGAAUUCUCUGAAGGAUAGCAGUGAUGAGAGCAGUGAUGAGGAUGAGUCUGAUAUUGAUUUUGGCCCAGAUGAUCCAGCGGCAUUAUUAAAGAAAGCCAAGGAGAAAACUCUUGAAGCAAUGGAAGAGGAUGAAGAGUUGCCAAUUUCGGGAGUUGCAUCUUUGCCUUUCAUGGUUCGUAGUUUGAAAAAGAGAAAAGAAGAAGCUGACAGGGAAGCAAGGGCUGCUCUGGAAGAUUACGAUCGUUCGUUGAAGCAACUUGAAGACAAGGAUGAGGAACAAAAUACAAAUCCUGAUGUUGUCAGUGGGAAAAGAGCUUUUGGACCUACUAAAAAGCAAAUUAAAAAGGUUCAAGAUUCUAGUGACAAAAUGAGGUCUGAUAAUUUUUAUGGUCAUAGUGAUAGUGAAGAUAGCCUAGAAGGUGUGGAAGAUGAGCAGAAUCAAAGUUAUAACGAGUCUUUUGAAGAUAUCAAUAUUGAUCAUAAUAUACUACGCAAUGAGUCUGAAAUUGGUCAUGAUGCACUCUUUAAGAGUUUUGAGGAUAUUGUUAAGAAUCCAGGCCCCAAAACCACACAUGAAGUUGCUAUUUUUGCAUCCAAUUCAUGGCAAAAGAAGAAAAAUUUGCCAGAAGGCUCAAAUCAGCAGACUGGAGCUCAGGAUGGUAAACUUUCUGACUCUCCAAAAAACAGCAUGUCCCACUUACACAGCCAAGAUAUGGAGGGAGACGAUAUAGAUAGUGACUCGGGCAGUGAAGGACAGAUGGUGGAUGGGAUUUUGUCUUCUGGCCCCCGUUCCACGUAUGAACUUCCAUCCCAAGAAGAACUGAUUCGGCGGGCGUUUGCCAGUGAUGAUGUUGAGGAGGAAUUUGAAAAAGAUAAAGAAGAGGUUCUGAAUGAGGAAAAUCCUGAACCAGAGAAACCAUCUCUACUCCCAGGGUGGGGUCAGUGGACUCACAUACAGGAAAAGAAAGGAAUUCCUUCCUGGAUGCUGAAAGAACACGAAAUUGAAAAAAAGAAGAGAGAAGAAGAAGUUAAAAAGAGGAAGGAUGCAGAUCUAAAGCAUGUUAUUAUAUCUGAAAAGUUGGAUAAGAAGGCGGAAAAACUUUAUACAAAGACAUUACCAUUCCCAUUCACAUCCAAAGAAGUUUUUGAACAGAGCAUCCGGAUGCCUAUUGGCCCAGAAUUUAAUCCUGCUACAGCAGUUGGAGCACUGAUACGUCCAGAAGUGGUAAAGAAACCUGGUGUGAUCAUAAAGCCAAUUAAGCACAAGGAUAUCAAUCCCCAUGAAAGGUCGGAGGACAAAGGAAAAAGAAAACACAAACCGCAGAAGAGCAAAACUAAAACCAAUUCCACCAUUUCUGGGAAGUCAAAAGUGACAUUUUAGUUUUUUUUUUUUUUAUACAUAAAAAUAUAUAUUAAGAGUUCCGAGUAUUAAAUUCGAACAACCAUGAAUUGAUGUUUGAAACAAUAAUUUCUGUCACAGAUUGUGAUUUUUGUUCUUUCACAUGUAGAGAAGAACCAUGUGCGGCUAUUAGUGUCUCAUUUGUUUUAUUAGUUAGAACUAGCCCAUCUCUUAUGCAGCUUGGAUUAGUACAAUUGUAUGACAUAGCAACAAAGGUUUUGAAAUUGAAAAGGUAAUAUAAAUUAACCAUUCUGGA
This is a messenger RNA of Oldenlandia corymbosa var. corymbosa, 3160 nucleotides long. The record is from the annotation of a GenBank genome assembly. Lineage: Eukaryota; Viridiplantae; Streptophyta; Magnoliopsida; Gentianales; Rubiaceae.